Periophthalmus magnuspinnatus is the source of this 952-nucleotide messenger RNA. It is a transcript of the gene btf3, whose product is annotated as basic transcription factor 3. The transcript is spliced from 6 exons. The record is from RefSeq and is a predicted model, not a curated record. The coding region runs from base 141 to 629 and encodes 162 amino acids. Gene Ontology annotation, cellular component: cytosol; nascent polypeptide-associated complex. NCBI's taxonomy places the organism in Eukaryota, Metazoa, Chordata, Actinopteri, Gobiiformes, Gobiidae.
ACUUGAGCCUGACGUCACUUCCUGUUUCCUCUCUCGCUUCCAUCUUGCUCCCCGCAUGUGUCUGCUGUUAGUUUACAGGUCAGUUAGGAGCUUUAAACAUCUUCUUCCCUGCACAGUUUUGUCCCGGUCGACACCAAGAGAUGAAAGAAGCAGUUAUGAAUCAAGAAAAACUUGCUAAACUACAGGCACAAGUCCGCAUUGGCGGAAAGGGAAGUGCUCGCAGAAAGAAGAAGGUUGUACAUAGAACAGCAACAGCAGAUGACAAGAAGCUCCAGUUUUCUCUUAAAAAACUUGGAGUUAACAACAUUUCUGGUAUUGAAGAGGUUAAUAUGUUCACAAACCAAGGAACAGUAAUCCACUUCAAUAACCCCAAAGUACAGGCCUCACUUGCUGCCAACACCUUCACUAUCACUGGGCAUGCUGAGACCAAACAGCUGACAGAAAUGCUGCCUGGUAUUCUCAACCAGCUGGGAGCAGACAGCCUGACAAGUCUCAGGAGACUGGCAGAGGCUCUGCCUAAACAGGCUGGAGAUGGUAAAGCACCAAUUGCAACAGUAGAAGAGGAGGAUGAUGAUGUUCCAGAUUUGGUGGAGAAUUUUGAUGAAGCAUCAAAGAACGAGGCAAACUAGAGGCAACACAAUUCUUUGGAAACCAGACCUAACCAUACAGGGCACAGAGUAUCUCGAGGUGGAUGUAGGUUGUAUUAACCUUUUCAUAUUGUCUACCAACCUAACAAACGUGGUCUUGGUUAAAAUUGCAGUUUAACCCUGAAUAGAAUGUUUCAGUACCAAUUUUGUAUCACAAGAUUUAAACAUGCAUGGUGCUAUUGAUUGUCCUGUAAUAUUGUGCUCUUAUGCCGUAACUUGCUCCAUUGUAAAUCUGAUCCGUUACUGAAUCUUUUCUUUGUGGCCUCGCUCCAACCAUUAUCUGAAAAUAAACCUUUGCUACUGUC